AUGUGGAAACGAUUUGUUGAUAUAAAUAAACAACGUUUAAUAUCAUCAAUACAAAUAUUUAAAAGAUUACAAUCAUCAACACAAUAUUAUCCUAUUAAUGAUGAUGUUUAUGGACUUACAGAUGAUCAAAAACAGUUACGAGAAACUGUAUUUGCAUUUACACAAAAAGAAUUAGCACCACAUGCUAAUAAUAUUGAUCGUGAUAAUUCAUUUCCUCAGCUUCGUGAAUUCUGGAAAAAACUUGGUGAUCUUGGCCUUUUGGGUGUUACAGCACCUGUUGAAUAUGGUGGUUUGGGUUUACAUUAUACAGAACAUUGUAUUGCUAUGGAAGAAAUAUCACGUGCAAGUGGAAGUAUUGCUCUAAGUUAUGGUGCACAUUCAAAUCUUUGUGUUAAUCAAAUUGUUCGUAAUGGUAAUGAAGAACAAAAACAAAAGUAUUUACCAAAACUUAUUAGUGGCGAGCAUUUUGGUGCUUUAGCUAUGUCUGAACCAAAUUCAGGUUCCGAUGUUGUUUCAAUGAAAUUACGCGCAGAAAAAAAAGGAAAUAAUCUAAAUUCCUAUCCGCAGUAUUAUGGACCGGCAACAUUGAUUGGUUUACCGAAUAAUUCAAAUCAAGGACCAUCGUCUAUUCAAGGUUCAUUAUAUCAACAACAAAAUUAUCAACCGAUAACUAACGAACGAAAUAUUAAUAAUCCUUCAUCUUUUAAACUAUAUGAUUUUGGUCGAAAUAAUCGAUGUGAUAUAAUAGAUUUUAUAUUUUCUUUUGUUAAUGUAUCAUUUAGUGAUAAACGUAUAAAAAAAGAUGAAUGGAAUAGAGUUAAAAAUCUAAUACCUAUUCAACAAUUACCUAUUUUACGUAUUAAUAAUCAAUUAAAAAUCUAUGAUCUUAAUGUAAUUAUACGUUAUUUAGCACGAGAAUUUAAUUUAUAUGGUUCAAGAAAUGAUGAACAUGCUAUUGUUGAUAUGAUUCUUGAAUUAACACGUCAAUUUCAAGAAAAAUUUUUUGAACAAAUUAAUAAAUCAAUAAAUAUUGAAGAACAACAACAAAAAAUACUUUUAACUCAAUUUAUUACUGAUCAUUCAACAAAUUAUUUAAAUCAAUUAGAAAAAAGUUAUGAAAUAUUUCAUUAUAAUGGUCCAUUUUAUUUAGGUUCACAAAUUUCAAUAGCUGAUUUAAUUGUUUAUCAAACAAUUAGUUAUUUAAUUAAUAUUGAACCAAAAUUACUUGAUAAUUAUCCUAAUUUAAAACAAGCACGUUCUUAUUUAGAAAAAUAUCCUCAAUUAACUAAUUAUUUAAAGAAAAAAAAUUUUAAAAUAAAAAACAAACGUCAUAAAACUGUACCACCAACAUUACGUCAAGUAGAUCAUCAUCAUCGUCGACAUCGAUCAUAUGAUGAACAUAAAUCUUCUCCUCGUCAACAACCGAAAGAACCAACAUCUCCAUUAAAAUCAAAAUCAUCUAACUCUCAAUCGAUUGAAAAAAAUCCAACACCUCCUUUACAAAAAACAGAAGAAUCAAAUUUAUCUAGUAAUCAAUCAAAAAAAGAAGAAGAACCAAUAUCUUCAUCACAAACAAUUGAAGUUACAUCAUCAUUAUUAGAUGUUAUUCAAGAAAAAUCUGAAUCUUUUGAAAAUUAA
Messenger RNA from Rotaria sordida, 1638 nucleotides. NCBI's taxonomy places the organism in Eukaryota, Metazoa, Rotifera, Eurotatoria, Philodinida, Philodinidae. The record is from the annotation of a GenBank genome assembly.